AUGUCCUCCCAGGACCUCUCCCUCCUCGCCCCCGACUCCUCGCCCCGCGACCCCGCCGGCGGCGAGAAGAAGCGCAAGCGCGGCGCGACCCGCCUCUCCUGCGCAGAGUGCCGCAGGCUUAAGCUGCGCUGCGAUCGCUGCAUCCCCUGUGGCUCCUGCGUCAAGCGAGGGUGCGCUGCUAUCUGCCCCGACGGCUCCCUUACCACCGGCAAGGGCAAUCGCGCACCUAGAUUCGUCCUUGCCUCCACCCAAGAUCUCCACGAGAAAAUAAACCAGCUCGCAAACCGUGUCCGCGAGCUGGAAGACGCUCUUCGCGCCUCCCAUACCCUCCACUCCACCGACUCUCAUCCUCUUCUCUCCGAAGAGCUCCUCCGCAUCAAAGCCCCCAUCCAGCGAGAAAACCUCAUCAGCACCGGCAUUCAAAAUGGCUCCCCAGAAGAGCCUGGGGCUGACGUUGUCGAUUCCUUCGGCUCCUUGUCUAUCAGCGACACUGGCCGCACCAAUUACUUCGGCCAAGCGACCAGCUCGUGGAACGAAGACAAUAAGGAUGAUGAUAGGGACCAACGCCUGAUCAACCUGCGCAAGCUGCUAUCUGCAGAAGUCCUUGCUCUCAGCGGUCUUUUCCCUGUCGCUCCCAGUCUUCCUCUCACUGUGGAUGCGGAAACUAUGAAGAUCGAACGCCUUCGGAGUCUAUUCUGGUAUCUUCCCCCUAUGGACGAGGCAAACGAACUUCGCAACAACUAUUUUCAGCAUGCAGCGUGGAUGUACAAUCCGGUUUCGAUGGCUCAGUUUAACGAGGCCGCUUUCAAUCAGUUCUACAAUCCCAACACCACCCCAUCGAUGGACGAUCCACUCAUGUCACAUCAACUGGCCCUCAUGUUUAUGGUCCUCGCCAUCGGCAGUUUAAUGGACAUCACUCGCCCGGCAUACAACAUCGAGGCUGAGAAGUACCACCAGCUGGCUCGGGCUGCAUUGUUCCAAAGUCCAAUCUUUGAAGAGCCAACACUGGCUGCGGUUCAGACCCUCUACUUGAUGGCAUUCUACCUGUUCUUGAGCGAACGUCAUGGUUCAGGUGUCGGCUCGAGGUGGGCGUUUAUGGGUCUGGCGGUCAAACUGGGUGUUAGCGUGAACCGUGACGCAGGUAAAUGGAAGGUCGACCAGGCUGAAAUCCAACGGCGACGGGAAAGCUUCUGGGAGCUAUAUUCGUACGAUCUCCUCCAGUCCUACACUCUAGGCCGACCCCCGUCAUUUACCCUCACGCACGUCGACUGUAAGAAGCCGCACCAGGAUGAUCCUUGCAGCGAAGAAACGUUCCACUGGUGGAAGCAUCGGUUUACUUCGGAAUGCAUGAAUGUUGUGUACGACCAGGCAUUCGGGGCAAAAACGCCGACGUACAGCACUGUUUUACAGCUCGAUCGCAAGUUGCGAGGGUUCCCUGUCCCGGCUUCUCUGCAGAUUGCCGGCUUCGGCAACUCGGAGUCUAGAGUCGGGAAUUUCUAUGAGAGUGUUCCCUUGAUCUUGCAGCGUCACUUGGUCCUGGCGAUUCGAGAGUCCAACUUACUCUACAUGCACCGGGGGUUCUUUGCCCGCGCUAUCAGCGAUCAUCCUAAAGAUCCACUUGGCAGUCCUUACGGUGGCUCGUUUAUUGCUGCCUACCGUAGCGCCGGCUCGUUAGUUGCCUUGGUUCGCAACAUACACUCGCAGUUGAAGGAGCUCACGGAGCGUAUGUGGUUUUUGUGGACGCACUUGUUCUCUUGUUCGAUCAUCCUGGGCUCCAUCGUCACUCGUUGUCCUUCCAUGAGUCUGGCGCCUUCAGCUUUGGUUCAGCUCGAUUCAGCAUGCGAUCUCUUUUCGAAGACCGCAAAGUCCUUCCAUGCGGAGAAGGUCUUGCACAUCAUGCUCAAUCUGCGUGAAAGGGCGCACGCAAGCUUGGCGCAAUACAGGAAUACUCCCCCGUCUCGAGUCGGCGCGGUCUCCGAGCCCACGACUCCUGCUGACGAUAACGACGAGCUGAACAUUCUCGGAGGGCGGACACGACUGGUUGAGCAGAAGGAAAAGUCCAUGUCUCCCCAAAUCACGGAUCGCUCCCCGACGUCGCUGAACCCCAUCGUGCCUCUGCCGCUGAAGCAACCGGAAGAGCAACAGGUUCACCCCUACGUGCUGCAAUACCUUCGAACCUUCGUCCCCUCACCGCCGAAUGUACCCUCUGGAGCGAUGUCCAAUCAAGCAGGGCCGUCACAGCCAGCACGGAUGAACGGUGGACCAGUCUCCCCCACGCACUAUCAGCCGCAACAGCCUCAGAACUUGCAUUCCUUGCAGCCUAUGUCGGCGCAGUUCCCAGGGCCGGAUGCAUACCAGCAGGCAUCACAGCACCCACCACAGCUGCCUGGUCUUCAAGUGGAAGGUCUGAAUCCCAUGUUCCCGCAGUAUUUCCCUGUCUUCGACUACGGACAUGUCGGCAGCGGAGGCCCGCAAACAGAAAUGUUCAUCCCAUCGCCGGUUCCUAUGGACAGCGGCGAAUACUCUGCCGGAGGCAGAUCAUAUUCUCCCGAGACGAACAUGCAAGCAGCUUGGCAGGACUUUGUUGCACAGAUGGGGAUGCAGUGA
Messenger RNA from Epithele typhae, 2607 nucleotides. RefSeq lists its product as uncharacterized. NCBI's taxonomy places the organism in Eukaryota, Fungi, Basidiomycota, Agaricomycetes, Polyporales, Epitheliaceae. Gene Ontology annotation, molecular function: zinc ion binding; DNA binding; DNA-binding transcription factor activity, RNA polymerase II-specific. The record is from RefSeq and is a predicted model, not a curated record. Gene Ontology annotation, biological process: DNA-templated transcription; regulation of DNA-templated transcription. Bases 1 to 2607 code for a protein of 868 amino acids. The transcript is spliced from 13 exons.